Messenger RNA from Heterobilharzia americana, 4040 nucleotides. The record is from the annotation of a GenBank genome assembly. Lineage: Eukaryota; Metazoa; Platyhelminthes; Trematoda; Strigeidida; Schistosomatidae.
AAAAGGAGGGCAGCAUGGAGUUUACGUUACACCAGUUUUGGUGUGACUCGAAUAAUAUGGUACAAUACCUACACUGCUUGAUACUUUUUGUUCUCUUCACUCAUACUUCCGGUCAACAGUUGGUUGUUAUUUGGCUUCCUGAUCUUCUUUGAUUUUUAGUCCGCUUUGAUUGGGAUGCUGUUGGGUCUCUAGAGGUAACAUCUUGGUCUGAUUUGCCUGGUGCGAUAAGUGUACUAGGCCCUUUUCUUGAUGUAACCAGGUUUUCGGUAGGUUUAUCAGAUUUCCAACCCUUUCUAGGCCUGCCUCGGGUCGUCAACAAAAUGUUUUGCAGACCAGUACCAACCUUCACAACCUCGAUUUCCUCUUCUAGCAUGACAUCCUCAGUGACUGUGUCGACCAGCUAUUUUGUUACCUAUGACACUACUUAUGUCAAUGUCGGACUAAACUCAUCGUAAUGUUAUUGUUAGCAUUAUUACGAAAGGCGUACAGAACAAGUGUAUAGUCCUAAUUGAAUGUCUCCACUUGAACCCGCGCAGUCGUGUAUGGAGAGUUAUCGUCUGAAGUUACCACAACCAGUGGUAACCACCAACAGUCUACUGUUAAUGACGUGAUAACACAUGUAACCUUAGGUACUUCUAACUUUUCAGGGGUUUUGCUACUUCGAGGAGAACCCCUGGUUGAAUUAAAGUAUGCAGACGAUAUGGUCAGAUGAAAACGCUUACAAAAUAAAGGGUCAAUCGUUCCGUGAUUGUCAAGUGUGGCAUGUUACUUCAGGAUUGGUUUACACGAACUCCCAGUUUAAGUAUAUAGAGUUAGAAAAUAAAAUGCGUUGACCGCUUCACUUACUUGGAAAGUUACAUCAGUCUGAAUGGUUUGGAAGUUAACAAAACCUCAGUUCAAAUGGAAAAAGCCCUUUUGACGUUCCCCAGCUAACAUCGGUUAUGUUACCGGCAAGAUAUCUGACUACAUAUCAAACGACGGUCAUACCACGCAUUAAACCACUCUGUCUUUUUGCACGGUUGUGAUAUACCUGUUGGUUGUGGAAGACGUGAGGAUGCUACAAGCGUUUUGAUCAUAGAUAUCUUUUUUAUUAUUGUUUGGACGAGACUGGAGCCAUAGAGUGAGCAUUGUUAAGACUAGAUAUAGACUACUGGGCAAGAAAAUGGGGUCAGUCGAUGAAUGGGAAGUUUUUGCCGGUUGAGGUGACUUAGUUGUGUGUCGUGCAUCUUGAGCUACCAUUUAACUCGAUUUGAAGUGUUUUCCUACGUUGAAUAGAAAGGAAAUAGUGACCAAACCAAGUAAUAGUACAAGUUCAUAAAGUCUUUAACUGUUUGCUUGAGCUGCAUAGAUUUCUUGAUUCCUCAAUAUUUUAGGAAUCAGUAGUUGAAGAGUUGAUAAGCGCAUACACAUUCUUUUAUUUUUGUAAUUAUGAACAUUUAGUUAACGUCCAUUUAUAUAUCUUUUAUCGUUUCAUUCACCUGUCUGCUGUAAUAUAAUUUCUUUUCUACCCAGUUUUUGCAUUCUGUUGUAAUAUUUGACAACUUGGAAUAAUGCAUUACUGUCCAGCGUCUUACUAUGAUUUCUCUUUCGGUCUUCAGCUCUAAAGUUCGUAACAAAAAUGCCAUUUUUGACACAUGAUUUGAAAUUUUUUGAAGCGAAGACUUUCACAUCAAUUCUAAUCCCUAAGGAUAAGUAGUGUUAUCCCAACCAGUAGUCACAGUGGUCUUGCUUCGGGUUUUUACAAGAAUAAACUAAUUUGUAUCUGCUGAUGGACACGUGAUCAGACGUUUAAUUUUAAAUAGUCCUAAUUAUCUUUAUCAAUUCCGAUUUGCUGUCUUUCUUGCUUUUAUCGUGAAUUUAUAGGGUGAAGGCUAGUGUCAUUACUUGCAAAUACCAAGGGAGCACAUGAAGGAGGCACAUCAAUGUGUGUUUUUGGUUUAUAUAUGGUUUUCAUUCUAUGUGUCAGCGUGGCGUUUAUCUCAUUUCAAAAUUAAAAUUGAUUGUAUGUAAAGUGCUACUGACAAACAAUGAUAGUGGUAUCAACCCGCGACCAAAUGCUUCCAUUCACUACAAUGACUUAUUAGAAAUCUUAAAUUUGAAUAAUACUAAAGUACCAAUCUUUUAUGGGUCACAGACAGGCACUGCCAGGAAAUUCGCUGUUGAUCUCGGCCAUCAUCUUCAUCUCUGUGGUAUACGAAACCUGGUGAUAGACCUCAAACAGCUGAGUAUGGAUGUAUUAGUAAAUUUAUCUUUUCUGGACAAAUGUGUAGUAGUUUUUGUUCUUGCAACUUAUGGUGAAGGUGAACCAACAGAUAAUAGCCGAAAGUUUAUGGAGAUUUUGGAAAAUUCACAUGAGAGGUUGAAUAACUUGCAUUUCUCGGUUUUUGCACUUGGUAACAGUAUGUAUACAUAUUUUAAUGCUUUUGGAAUAUCAGUCGAUCGUUUAUUAGUUAAACAUGGAGCUAAACGAUUUCAAGCAAUUUCUUUAGGCGAUGAACUAAAUGAGUUAGAAAGUGCUUUUGUAGCUUGGAGAGAUCAACUGACCUCAUCAAUGAUUAACUUUUUUGAUAUGGAUAAUGGCCAAGACUGUUUGAACAAGCAAUAUGAGCGAAUAUACUUUUUAAAGCGUACAACUUGGAAUCUACCGCUUAUUCCCUAUUAUAUUAAAUUAUUCAUAAGCAGGACUUAUGUACAGCAAACGUUACCUUAUGGAACAGAGCACUAUGUCCACGUUCCUGUUGUCGUUAACGAAGAGUUAUAUUGUGGAAGUUCACGUUCUUGUCGACACAUAGAACUGGACCUGUCUGGUACUGAACUAAGCUAUAAAACUGGUGAUCAUGUUGCACUGCUCGCUCCAAAUCCUCCAGAUAUUGUCAAGCGUAUCGGUGAUCUUCUAAAUGUUGAUUUGAAUACAGUUAUCAACUUGGAGGCAGUUGAUUCUCACAGCUUGAUAAGACAUCCUUUUCCGUGUCCAUGUACUUACCGUCAUGCGUUUACUUAUUUCGUGGAUAUUACUGGACCUCCAGGAAAGAAUUUAUUCUCUGCAUGCUUAAAUUCAAUAAUUGAUCCCGAUGAAUUGCAGUUUGUGCGACUUCUUAUUUCAAACAGUGAAGAGGGAAAGAAAUUAUACUCAAAAUGGAUUUUAGAAGAUCAUCGUGGACUAACUGAAGUAUUACAAGAUCUUAAAACAUUUCGACCACCAGCUGAUCUAUUGCUGGAGCUAUUGAAUCCUUUAAAGCCAAGAUUAUAUAGUAUAUCAUCAUCUUCUUUAGUACAUUCGAGACGAAUUCAUAUAACUGCUGCUGUGGUGAAAUAUCAAACGACUUCAGGUCGCCUAUUCAAAGGACUUGCUACAAGUUGGUUAUAUUCCUUGCACGUAGAAAAUUGUCAGCAAACAUAUAUCAAGAUACCGAUUACGAUUCACUCAAGUAAAUUCUAUUUACCGCGAAGUCGUACAAUCCCUAUAAUAAUGGUAGCAGCUGGUACGGGACUUGCUCCGUUCCGUGCAUUCAUACAAGAACGCAUAAAGAUGGCUAAUGAUAAAGGUGGCAGAAAUGGGCAAAUGAUGUUAUUUUUUGGUUGUCGUCAUGAAACUGAAGAUUUCAUUUAUUCAACUGAAUUGAAACAAGCUUGUGCGACUGGCUUACUGGAAAUAUUCUCUGCCUUUUCGAGAGACUCUAACGAUGGUACAAAAGUCUAUGUCCAGCAUAAACUUCUACAGAUGGGUCAUAAGGUGUGGAAACUUUUGGAUGAAUCUCAUGCCUACUUUUAUGUUUGUGGGAACGCCUCUGGUAUGGCUCGUGAUGUUCAUUCAUGUUUAAUUGAAAUAAUAGCAAAGCACUCCCAGCUUACCAAUGCAGCUGCAACCAAUUACGUUAUGGACCUACGAAAACAAGGACGAUAUCGUACAGAUGUGUGGAAAUAAAUGUGAACAAUUUCUCUCGAACAAUUUUUUAAUACUUUAGUGUACAGUUUAACAUAUAUUGUUCUAUCAACAGUCUCCUUUUCUAUUCAUCAAUAAAAAUCUGAUGCUAAUUCGU